Molecule: messenger RNA, 793 nt
Organism: Eufriesea mexicana
Lineage: Eukaryota; Metazoa; Arthropoda; Insecta; Hymenoptera; Apidae
Product: zinc finger protein Xfin-like
Exons: 2
Coding region: 1-537 (178 amino acids)
Biological process (GO): regulation of transcription by RNA polymerase II
Molecular function (GO): DNA-binding transcription factor activity, RNA polymerase II-specific; RNA polymerase II cis-regulatory region sequence-specific DNA binding
Source: RefSeq, a predicted model, not a curated record
AUGGGUCAUCGGCGCUCCAAUUGGUUCGUGAAACCUAGCCAGUAUGCCUGUCCAAAUCCCAACUGUCGAAGCGUGUUCGCUUGGAAGAGGAACUUGACCAGUCAUUUGCGAUAUCAGUGCGGUCAGAAACCGAGAUUCAAGUGUCCUUAUUGCGACUACGUGUGCAAGGUGAAGGCCGACAUACGGAAACACAUCAGGAUCAAGCACAAGAACAACGACGUUUACGUGAUCGAUAUCUUCGAAUCGUGGCAAACGAAAAUCGAAAGCUCGGAUCCGUUUACCAAGAUAAAGAGAUUUCCAUGUCCGAAUUGCACGAGUGCGUUCGGCCAGAAACCGAGUUUGACCAGACAUUUGAGAUACGAGUGCAGACAAGAGCCACGAUUUCAAUGUCCCUACUGUCAUCAAAGAAGUAAAAAGACGUCGGACAUUUACGCGCACAUCAGAAGAAAGCACGCAAAUUCGAAAGUUUUCGUCAUCGAUAUCCACGGAUCGAUCGCGCGCAACUCGAACGAUUCCUUUAAAAUGGACCGGUUCUGAAUCCACGCAUCUUUCUUUCUUUCUUUCUUUCUUUUUCUCUCUCUUUCUUUCUUCCUUUCCUUCUUUCUUUCUUUCUUCCUUUCUUUCUCCAUCUUUUUAUUACUAUCUCCACGCGUUCACCGAAAUGCCUCUCGGAACUCCUCCACGCGAUACGAAUCUCGUGAUUUUUCUCCAACGCCAUUCCGUUAUUCCGUUCCGCCGUUGCAACUGUGCGUUGCCGUUGCUGCCGAUGUUGCUGCUGCCGUUGUUGCUGCUG